AUGAAGAUUCUCUACGCCAUUCUCCUGACGAUCCUGUCAUGUCUGUGGAAAAUAGUCGCGGGAGCGGUGUUUCUGGUGAUCGUCUGGGCGGCGAUCAGGCAUGACAUAGUGGCCGCCGCGAUAUCCGAAUCACUGCGACGUCAACGACGGAAAACGACGCCAAUGGUGACCGCUGCCGAAAAGAACAACAACAACAGCGGCGAUUGGACGACCGCUGCCGAACGGCUGGCUUUCGAGGCCGUACCGUCCGCUGUAAGGAUCCAAAUGUUGGUCAAUCGUCUGCAGAAGUACGAGACCGAUCACCUGGAUCCUUUGGACAAACGCCUUGAAAAAGUCAAGGGGCGGCUAACCAAAAUGAUGGCCAAGUGUCGCCGGGCUCGGAUGGCCUACGAUUUCGAGUCAUCAGAAGUGAACGCACUAUACGCGUCGUACAACCGCGAGACAAUGUCGAUCGGAACGAAUACAGACAUUUAUAAAUCGACAAUCGUCAAGGAACAACCCGAAUCAUCAUCAGUAGCGAUGGUUUCCGGCGUUGAGCCGUCGACUCAAUCGCUGUCUCUCGAUAUGAAAUCCCGGCCGAAAUCGAUACCUUCCGCUAACCAAGCGCCGUCGGAAUUGGCGGAGUUGACAUCAACACCUUCUAUCGUUCCACAACAGGAAUCACUUUUCGAUGCGUUUAAGGAAAUCACGCCGUAUCUUAUAUCAACCGUUUUAUGGUUUAAAAAUGCCUUGACCUCCGACGCGUACAGGAGAAAAGCUAUUAGAGUCUAUAAUACGUUGCAUUCGAUACUUCACUCCGAAUAUCUAAAAAAAUGUUUUAAAUUCGCUUUCGACAGUUUUGAUAAUUUCGUCAGGCUCUAUACGCACAUAAACUUUGAUAACGAAAUGACUUCAGUCAUGAUAAGAGUACCGGCAACAGAAAAUGAUUACACAUUUUUGAAUUGA
This is a messenger RNA of Rhopalosiphum maidis (corn leaf aphid), 945 nucleotides long. RefSeq lists its product as uncharacterized. The record is from RefSeq and is a predicted model, not a curated record. Bases 1 to 945 code for a protein of 314 amino acids. The transcript is spliced from 2 exons. Lineage: Eukaryota; Metazoa; Arthropoda; Insecta; Hemiptera; Aphididae.